CCGGCGCCGCCCCCUCUUCUCCAAGAUGGCGAGCGGCGGCAGCGGGGGGGUUUCGGUGCCCGCGCUGUGGAGCGAAGUGAACCGUUACGGACAGAACGGCGACUUCACGCGCGCUCUGAAGACCGUCAGCAAGAUACUACAGAUCAACAAGGACGAUGUGACCGCCCUGCACUGUAAAGUGGUCUGCCUUAUUCAGAAUGGAGGCUUCAAGGAAGCCUUGAACGUCAUCAAUACGCAUACCAAAGUUUUAGCCAACAACUCUCUCUCCUUUGAGAAGGCAUAUUGCGAGUAUAGGCUCAACAGAAUUGAGAAUGCCUUGAAGACCAUAGAGAGUGCCAGCCAGCAGACGGACAAGCUGAAGGAGCUGUACGGACAGGUGCUAUACCGUUUGGAACGCUAUGAUGAAUGCUUAGCUGUGUAUAGAGAUCUCGUCCGAAACUCCCAAGAUGAUUAUGAUGAGGAGAGGAAAACAAACCUUUCGGCAGUUGUGGCAGCUCAGAGCAACUGGGAAAAAGUGGUUCCAGAGAACCUGGGCCUCCAAGAAGGCACCCACGAGCUAUGCUACAACGCCGCAUGUGCACUGAUAGGACAAGGCCAGCUGAACCAGGCGAUGAAAAUCCUCCAGAAAGCUGAAGAUCUUUGCCGCCAGUCAUUUUCAGAAGACUCUGAUGGGAUGGAGGAAGACCCACAGGCAGAGCUGGCCAUCAUUCAUGGUCAGAUGGCCUACAUCCUGCAGCUUCAGGGUCGUACAGAAGAGGCUUUGCAGCUUUACAAUCAGAUAAUAAAACUCAAGCCAACAGAUGUGGGAUUACUAGCUGUGAUUGCAAAUAACAUCAUUACCAUUAAUAAGGACCAAAAUGUCUUUGACUCCAAGAAGAAGGUGAAAUUAACCAACGCAGAAGGAGUAGAAUUUAAGCUUUCCAAGAAACAACUGCAAGCUAUAGAAUUUAACAAAGCUUUACUUGCUAUGUACACAAACCAGGCAGAGCAAUGCCGCAAAAUAUCUGCUGGUUUACAGUCCCAAAGUCCUGAGCGUCUCCUGCCUGUGUUAAUCCAAGCUGCCCAGCUCUGCCGGGAAAAACAGCACACAAAAGCAAUAGAGCUGCUUCAGGAAUUUUCAGAUCAACAUCCAGAAAAUGCAGCUGAAAUUAAGCUGACCAUGGCACAGUUGAAAAUUUCUCAAGGUAAUAUUUCUAAAGCAUGUCUAAUACUGAGAAGCAUAGAAGAGUUAAAGCAUAAACCAGGAAUGGUGUCUGCCUUAGUGACCAUGUACAGCCAUGAGGAAGACAUUGACAGUGCCAUUGAGGUCUUCACACAGGCUAUCCAGUGGUACCAAAACCACCAGCCCAAAUCCCCUGCUCAUUUGUCCUUGAUAAGAGAAGCAGCAAACUUCAAACUCAAAUACGGGCGGAAGAAGGAGGCAAUUAGUGACCUAGAACAGCUAUGGAAACAAAAUCCGAAAGAUAUUCACACACUGGCGCAGCUUAUUUCUGCGUACUCGCUUGUAGAUCCGGAGAAAGCAAAAGUUCUUAGUAAACACUUGCCCUCAUCAGAUAGUAUGUCUCUAAAAGUAGAUGUCGAGGCCCUUGAAAAUUCUCCUGGUGCUACGUACAUUCGGAAGAAGGGUGGAAAAGUCACUGGAGAUAGUCAACCAAAGGAGCAAGGUCAGGGAGAUUUGAAAAAGAAGAAGAAGAAAAAGAAAGGAAAAUUGCCUAAGAAUUAUGACCCAAAAGUUACCCCAGAUCCAGAAAGAUGGCUGCCAAUGCGAGAACGUUCUUACUAUCGAGGAAGAAAGAAGGGUAAAAAGAAGGAUCAGAUUGGAAAGGGGACUCAGGGAGCAACUGCGGGAGCUUCCUCUGAACUGGAUGCCAGUAAAACUGUGAGCAGUCCUCCCACCUCCCCACGACCCGGCAGUGCAGCGGCUGUCUCUGCCUCUACCAGUAACAUCAUACCCCCGAGACAUCAGAAGCCUGCAGGGGCUCCAGCAACAAAAAAGAAACAGCAGCAGAAAAAGAAGAAAGGAGGAAAAGGAGGCUGGUGAUUCGAAUGUUCAGUCCAGGCUACUUUUAAGCUAGUCUCAGUGAUACUAGGAACAUAAUAAAGGUGACACAGCGAGAAGCACAGAACUGCCCCCUCUUCCAUCUCCAUAUUUACAUAAAAUAAUUUCUUGUGCAUCAACUAGAACAUUUUCCUCAGACUGUCUAGUUGGAUUUGGCCUCCCUGUCCCAUAGUUUUGCACAUAUUAUGAGGUUUGAAGAUGAUUGAUCGAGUAUUUACCAACCUUGAUAUCUGUUGCAUCUUUAUCUUUGUUGAUUUGAUCUUUUUUCCAUUUCACAAAUAAGGCACACUGGGCUGGGGAUUUAGCUCAGGGGCACAGCGCCUGCCUGGCAAGCGCAAGGUCCCAAGUUUGAUUUCUGGUAUCAAAAAAAAAAAAAAAAAACAAGGCACGUUACCUGAGGUUUCCCAGGAUUUAAACAAAAACUCUGCUUUUGCAACUAAAGUCUACAGACUGAAGGUGUUUGUUCCUAUCAAGUCCCACUUUAAAUUAUUUCUCAGGAGGCUGUGGGAGACUGAAAGUGGAAUCUUCUGAGCAUUCCAAAUAUUUGCGUAGAAAUACCAUGUGAUAAAAAGGGACCUUAUUAAAACACUGGUGUCCUUCCCUUAGCUAAUUGAGUGGCCCACGAAAAGUGUCUUACACAAUUUUAACCACAGAUUCUCUGUGUGAUACCAGAAUGUGGGCAGCUUUGUGCCCCUUAUUGUUUUCAUUUUCAGAUUAUGUUAACUUGCUGAUUUAGCAUCAAUGAAGACCUCAAGAGAAAUCUACCAGUGUUCAAAGUAGUUUACUCUUAGACCAGUGUCCAGAGGUAAAAUGGGUGUGGACUGUCUUAAUCAGAAAGGCUAAUGUGCCUGUCAAGAACAUAAAUUGACUUCAUUAUGCAGAGAGGAACUCAGUACCACACAGUAUUAAAAUCUAACAGAACUGGCUGGCCCAUUAAUAUACUCACACGGCUCUUCUUUCUAGGUACAGGUUAUGACCGUGAUUACGUUUCCCAAAGUAAUGAAGUGUUUCACAGUUUGUGAUGUCAGUGUUGCUUGUCUUUCCUUGCCUACAAGCUGCUUUCAUCCAACAGCUGUGAGACAUGUUAGGACACCCACCCUCCUUGGUAUUCGCUUUUUGAUGCCCAAGAUAUCAUUCACUUGAGACUUUUGAGUAUUUCCUUGUGAUCAUAUUACUCUGUUCUUGUUAAUAAAGUGCUGCUGUGUUUGGACAUAGCUACUGAAACAUCUUCAGAGAGUUUUUUGGAAAGGCUUCCUGUGUAAGUGGGUUGUUGCCUUUUGGUUUUGCAUAGUCCGAAGCUGCAGUGGCAUCUAAACGAGAUCUUAAAAUGAUUUAUUAAGACAUAAUACUUUUUUGAGCUCUGCAGACAACAAUGUUUUGGUAAGAGUGACAGAUACUUAUUCUCUAUAUUCUGUUGCAGAAAUAAUCAUUAAAUCUCUUAAGAUUCCAUUAAGUAGCUGUAGUUAGGGAUAGUAAUUUUUUUUAGGUUAAACAACAGAAUCUUGGUGAAAAUUAUCGAUCUUCGAAAAUUCUGACCCACGGCAAAACAGUGAGAUUUGUAAUUCUUUAAUUGUUGUUACUGACAGCAUUGGUGUUCUGUUUGUCUUUGCAAAGCAACCAAAAUCUCAGUUCAAACAAACAAGCUAUUGUUAAACUGAUAAGAACAGAUACUAUACUUGAUCUUAGCCAAAAGGCCUAUCAAGAACAUAAAUUGUUCUUGAUAACAAGCUAUUGUUAAAUGAAGAUAAAUGAGCUAUUGUUAAAUGAAGUGUAAACAUCUAUAUUAACUUUCUAGUAAUUCUUUCCUCCUUUGGAUAGGCUGACAGUGACAUACAUACUGUAUUUGUGAGUGUGUGUACAUUUAUAAAAUCCAGUAUGGAUGCAUCCAUUCACUGUGGCACAUUUUUAAAUAAAAUAUUCCAGCAGUGAUCAUGAA
Messenger RNA from Chinchilla lanigera (long-tailed chinchilla), 3995 nucleotides. RefSeq names its product signal recognition particle 72kDa (gene Srp72). Lineage: Eukaryota; Metazoa; Chordata; Mammalia; Rodentia; Chinchillidae. Gene Ontology annotation, cellular component: signal recognition particle, endoplasmic reticulum targeting. Gene Ontology annotation, molecular function: 7S RNA binding; ribosome binding; protein binding. The transcript is spliced from 19 exons. The record is from RefSeq and is a predicted model, not a curated record. Gene Ontology annotation, biological process: SRP-dependent cotranslational protein targeting to membrane. The coding region runs from base 26 to 2041 and encodes 671 amino acids.